CAUGAAUUCAUCUCACUCGGAGAGGUUUUGUCCGUCGUGCAGCAUACAAGCCUAGGGACGGACAGGCCAUCCAUCCAUCCACGUGUGUUGACUGACGCACACAUGUGGCCCCUCCCCGUUCGUCCACUGCUGAAGCACGUCGGCCAUCGGCAAACACGGACGGAUGCACGCAUCGACAAAACCACGCACACCCACACACACACUAAGCAACACCAGAAAGUCGUCCAUAGCGUGCAAGCGCCUGCAGGCGCUGCGCCCAGCUAUUCACUGCCGGCCCUCCCUCCCGACUCGCCCCGCCCCUGUGUGUGUACGUGCGUGUUUGUGCGGUGUCUUCUUAAAUCGCCCAGACAGACAGACAGACAGACACACACUGAUCGAUGGAUGCAUCGACGUACGUGGGUGCGAAGGCACUAGGCAGUGGAUUGAUGGAUGGAUGGGUGGAUGGAUGGGUGCACGUGUGCAUGUGGGUGUGUGUGAUACACACACACAUACACACACACAUACACAGAGGCAACUCUUGAUGACAGGAGGUGGACGCAUUUAGAGGUCGGCGUCGCCCGGCUGCUGUGCGCUGCUUGGCGAGCUGACGAAGCUGAGGAUCCAGUAGAGGACGAACAGGAUGAUCACGACCAACCCACUGACGCCGGCAUACAUCCUGAGCAGAUCCAUCGAGUCGACCGAGGCACAUAACAUAAACCACCAACCACAAGAGCGAGACGUGUGUGGAUUGGUUGCUCACUGGUAUCUCUCCUGCGCCUGUCUGUAAGUGGAGUGCUCCUGGCUCUUGGCGCUCAGCUGCUCCUUCAGCGCUGCAACCCUGACACGACACACGUCAACACAUACACACAUCCACAAGUACACGUGUCCACGUGUGUGCAGACAGACGUGUGUGAACGUGUGCGUGCAUUGCCCAUCUCACUCACUCUUUGUCCUUCUUGGUCAGCUCGCUAUCCUUCUUCUUGACCUGGACACACACACCCGCACACACGCGCUUGUGUGUCUCUACCUUCGUUGCCGUGUGCUGUCUGGCUGGCUGGCUGGCUGACCUCCUCCUUCAGCUCCUGGAUGCUCUUCUUGUCCUCUGUCGUCUUCUUCUCGGUCUUCUUCUUGUUGGUCUCCAGCUGCUUUAUCUUGGCACUGUCCUCACCACGCUGACCCCUACACACACACACACACACACACAUAUGGAUCAUUGUGUGAGUGUGCACAUGUGUGUGUGGGUACUUGAGAGCGUCGAGUUCCUUCAUGGCCUGUUGGUAGUUCUCCUGCAGCUGGUCCUUGGAGCGGCAGUGGUGCUCCCACUCCUCCUUCCAGCCCUGCUCCAGCAACUUGAAGUGACUCUCGCGCUGCUCGUACUCACUCUAUUUACACACACACACACACACACAUGCACACAGACAGAGAGGGAGGGAGGUGGAGCGAGUGUGUCGGUGUGGUGCGGUGUGGGAGUGGCCUACCGCCAUUUGCUGUGCCUCUAGUCGCUCUGUGUUGAGCCGCUGCUCGAAGUGAGACGCCUGCACUCACACCACACACACACACACACAUUCUUUGUGCACGUGGCUAUCGAUGUGAUAGCGGUGCUGUCUCACUGUCUGACCUUUGCCUGCAGUGCGUCCUCCCUCUUCUUGCCGUCCUUCAGGUCCUGCUGCAUCUUCUGGAGCGUCUGGCGCAAGCCCACCACCUCAGUCUCCUGCUGCGACAUACGACUGCACGCACUCGCCGCACGGGAAUGGGCCUCCUGCACUCACCGACACACACACACAUCCAUCCAUCCAUCCACAUCGAUGGGGGGAAGAACGUCGGUGUCUGUGUUGUGUUUGUUUGUACGUGUCUACCUACCUCCAUUUGCCGCUGAGCCUCCUCGCGGCUGCUGCUCUCGGCAGCGAGCUUCUCCUGAUGACGCGCACAGACAGACAGACAGACGGACAACACGCGAAUGGACCGAUGGAAUUGAGGUGUGUGUGGGGCGGUAUGUGCACACCUGUAGCUCCGCUAUGGUCUGUUCCGCAGCGGCGUGGCUAUCCUUGAGCUGAGCGUAGUCGGCGUCCAACCUACACACACACACAGUGGGGUGUGAGUGAGUGCCCUGCCGGUGCCUUCGUCUCUUGUGUGUGGUUAUGUGUGGUGUGGGUGUGGGUGUGGAGCUACUUUUGUGUGCCUUGCUGCCGCUCAGCCAGCUGCUGCUUGAGGACCAUAUUCUCUUGCUGACACACACACACACACACACAUGGUGUGGCUGGGCGUUCGUUCGUGCGUGCGUGUGUGUCCACCCCCUCACCUGAAUACGUUUGUCGUUUUCGUCGUACGACUGCAUGGACUGCCUCAUCCGCGUCAGCUCCGCUCGGGCAGACUCCACCUCGUUUUGCAGCGAUUCCUUGGCCUGACACACACACACAACACACACAGAGGGGAGGGAGGGUUCACCAAUGCGACCCCACGCCACAGAGAUCCAUCCACACAUCACAUGCACAGACCCGCUCGAUGUUGUGGCGCUGCUGCUUCUCAUGGUUGUGCGCGGCGGUCCCGCGGUCCAGGCUCUUCUGAUAAUCCAUCAGACGCAUCUCCAGUGACGACUUCUCGGCCUGCACAACACAUACAGACAGACACACGUACAAGUAAACAGCCCAUUCGUUCUUCACACCACACCCCUUGUUGGCGCCCUCACCACGAUGCUCUCGAGUGUCUGGUGCAUCUGUGCGUUGGCCAUCUGCAGCUGCUGCACGUUCUGGGCCGUCUGCUGGGCGCUCAUCUGUGUGCUCUGCGUCAUCUGCUCGGCCGCCAGGAGCUCCUGCCGCAUCCGGGCGAUCUGGCCGUUGGCCGCCUCCUGCUGCUCGCGGUGGUGCCGCGACAAAUCCUCCAUGUGUCGAGCAUGCUGAUGGAUGGAUGGAUGGAUGACACACAAAGACACACAAUGAAACGGAUGCCUCACCCACACGUGUGUGUAUAUGUUGGCAGAUGACUGACCUCGUUAGCCUGCCUUGCCAUGGCGUCGCGCAAGCCGUCGAGCUCAUGUUUGAGUGCGCCGAUCUCGCCGUCCUUCUGCUCAAUGACCCUGUCGUUGGUGGAGGGGGGAGGGGGCGGGGGCGGGGGCGGAGGCGGAGGCGGCACCGACUGAGCCACUGGCACCGACACAGGCGCAUUCUCACCACUGACACCGGCACUUGGGCGACUCGCCUGCUCCUCGCCCGAUGCCGGUGCUGUAUGGUCGACCACCGUGCCGUUGGCAGUUGCUGGUGCUGGUGUGGAUGUGUCAUGCUGAGCGGCUUCGUUGGCUUCGGUCUCGUCGCGAGCUGUCUGCUGGCCGUCCUUGGCGGCAGCAGAGGUGUCUGUGUGCGCGUCCUCCUUCAUGGACGACUGCUUGGAUGGUCCGUUGUGCUGUGCAUCAGCGCCCGUCGGUGUGUCUGCGUUGGUUUCGACGGUCUCUGCCCGGGGAAUGGCCGCACUCUUGUCGUUCUUGCUGCUGCCGGCGGGCUGAUCUGUGUUGCUGCCGCUACUGGCGGUGGGCGGCGGCUGCUGCGGGUCGUCCUUUCCUCCGUUGAGGUCCACUCGGUCCUCACUGCCGGUCAUCUCCACAGCCGCUGACAUCGACAAAGCUGCACAAAGCCUGAC
This is a messenger RNA of Vitrella brassicaformis, 3609 nucleotides long. NCBI's taxonomy places the organism in Eukaryota, Vitrellaceae. The record is from the annotation of a GenBank genome assembly.